UUAUCCUCUCUCCCUCGCACUUGCUGUCCUCCAAAGUAGUGGAAAAGCCAAUCUCUCUCUACUCUUCUGCACCAAUUUCUUCUCAUAUUUUGCAUUUCCAAUAUUGUCCUCAAACCCAUGACGGACGACAGCCUCUCCUCCCCUCUCCUUCAACCUCAGCCGUCCGAUCAUCCUCCUGUAAUCCUCUCUAUCCGAGAUAAUCACAAUCAUUAUUACCAUCGCCACAACAGCAACAGCAGUAGCCACAAUCUUCGCAAUCCUUUCGAGUUUCUCGGCUCCGAUUUCUUAUCCGUCCCUCCACCCUCCACUGUGGAUCCUUUUCGAAACAACACGCCGAAAAUUGAGGGCGUUUAUGAGGUGUUGAAGUCUUUGAUUUGCUUGCCUAUUGCUUUAGCAAGAUUGGUGCUUUUUGGUGCUUGUUUGUUAGUAGGUUACCUUGCUACUAAAUUAGCUCUUGGAGGAUGGAAAGAUAAAAAUAAUCCCAUGCCUAAAUGGCGAUCCAGGUUAAUGUGGAUUACUAGGUUUUCUGCUCGCUGUAUUCUCUUCUCCUUUGGUUACCAUUGGAUAAAAAGGAAAGGAAACCCAGCUCCAAGAGAGAUUGCUCCAAUUGUUGUAUCUAAUCAUGUAUCUUAUAUUGAACCUAUUUUCUAUUUUUAUGAAUUGUUCCCUACAAUUGUUGCUGCUGAGUCGCAUGAUUCUAUCCCCUUUGUCGGUACUAUCAUUAGAGCUAUGCAGGUGAUAUAUGUUAAUAGGUUCUCACAAUCAUCAAGAAAACUAGCUGUUAAUGAAAUAAAGAGAAAGGCUUCAUGCGAUAGAUUUCCUCGCGUGCUAUUGUUUCCUGAGGGCACGACAACUAAUGGAAACGUCGUUAUUUCUUUCCAACUCGGUGCAUUCAUCCCUGGUUAUGCCAUCCAACCUGUGAUUGUUCGCUAUCCCCAUGUUCACUUUGACCAAUCUUGGGGAUAUAUUUCAUUGGCAAAGCUCAUGUUUAGGAUGUUCACUCAGUUUCACAAUUUCAUGGAGGUGGAAUACUUGCCUAUAGUUUCACCCCUUGAUAACUGUAAAGAAAAUCCCGUCCAUUUUGCUAAGAGGACUAGCCAUUCUAUUGCAAGUGCUCUUAAUGUUGUACAAACAUUUCAUUCGUAUGGGGACUUGAUGCUUCUAAUGAAAGCAUCCCAUUCAAAGCAGGAGAAGCCAUCGAGUUACAUGGUUGAAAUGGCUAAGGUGGAAUCAUUGUACCAUAUAAGUAGCUUGGAAGCUGUGGACUUUCUGGACAAGUUUCUGUCUAUGAAUCCAGAUCCGAGUGGUCGAGUUAAAUUCCAUGAUUUUUUGAGGGCUAUGAGAUUAAGGACUUGUAGUCUUUUGGAAGAGAUAUUUGGGUUCGUUGAUGUAGAAAAGAUCGGUUCAAUCACAUUCAAACAGUUCUUAUAUGGGUCUGCUCAUGUCAUGAAGCAACCGUUAUUCAGACAAACCUGCGAAUUAGCUUGUACCAGAUGCAGUGGUGGAGAAGAUAACUUAAUUUCAAAAGAACAACUGGGAGAUACCAUUAGACUUGCAAUCCCAGACUUGGAUGAUGCGGAGAUUCAUGAGCUCUUCAAAUUAUUUGGUGGCAACGAUGAUGGGAGAGCUAGCAAGGAAACUUUUAUGUGUUGCCUGAAAAAGAAUCCUCUGCUGAUAGCACUUUUUUGGCCUUGUUUGGUGUACAAAGAUUCAUUGGAAUGUGGGGGUAGGAUGUUAGAAGAGUUAGUGUGAUGUCUUGCUUUUGUUUCUUUACUUGAAUGGCCGGUUGGAUUUAAAGCGUGAUUCAUUCAUUCCCCCCCUGCCUGAUGUCUUGGUUUUGUUUUGAAUGGGGAGAGAGAGGCCAAAGGGUUUUUUUAGCCUUUGCCUCUCCAACAUAUGGUCAUAACUCUUGUUUUUCUUUUUCUCCCUUAAAUCAGCUCGGGCAUUCAGUUG
Messenger RNA from Ricinus communis (castor bean), 1953 nucleotides. RefSeq names its product lysophospholipid acyltransferase LPEAT2. Gene Ontology annotation, molecular function: lysophosphatidylethanolamine acyltransferase activity. Bases 118 to 1752 code for a protein of 544 amino acids. The record is from RefSeq and is a predicted model, not a curated record. NCBI's taxonomy places the organism in Eukaryota, Viridiplantae, Streptophyta, Magnoliopsida, Malpighiales, Euphorbiaceae. The transcript has 14 exons. Gene Ontology annotation, biological process: phospholipid metabolic process.